GCCAAUUAGCAGCAUCCUCAGUCUCAGCAGAUUGCUUGCUCUCUAAGAGUUGUAGUAUUUGAGUGAUGAAAAGUCUGCAGUGACUGGAGAAGACCUGAGAUCCAGCUCUGUUGAGUCCCUUGUUUGGGGGUUCCACCUUGAGCUGCUCCUAAGAUGAACCCUGGCUCUGCAGGGCAAAUAUUGCACCAGCCACCGAUCAUGCGUGUUAACGCAACUCCACAGGUGCCUCUCUUCCAGGAGGUGCAGGAGUCAUGGCUGUCCAGCACUUCGGUCAUGAUGAACCUGUCCAACGUCAGCACCAGGCAUGUCACCGCUGAGGGCGACCUGGAUGUCAACACGGACAUCUACUCCAAAGUCCUGGUCACGGUCAUCUACCUGUUCCUCUUCGUGGUGGGCUGUACUGGCAACUCCAUCACUGCCUACACAUUGGUGAGGAAAAAGUCCCUGCAGAACUUGCAAAGCACUGUCCACUACCACUUGGCCAGCUUGGCCCUUUCCGACCUCCUAAUACUUCUCCUCAGCAUGCCCAUAGAGACUUACAACUUCAUCUGGGUCCACCAUCCCUGGGCCUUUGGCAACGUAGUGUGCAAGGGCUACUACUUCCUGAGGGAUGCUUGCACUUAUGCCACUGCCUUGAACAUUGCCAGCCUCAGCAUGGAGAGGUACAUGGCCAUGUGUCACCCUUUUAAGGCCAAAAGCAUCAUGUCAAGGAGCAGGACUAAGAAAUUCAUCAGUUGCAUCUGGGUGGCCUCCUUGCUGUUGGCAAUGCCGAUGAUUUUCACCAUGGGGGAGAUCUAUGGGUUAGGGGUGGAAGAUCCGGAUCAGCUGGUCUGCACCAGGAUUGUGGAGAUGUCCACCUUCAAAACUGUCAUUCAGGUCAAUGCUUUCCUUUCCUUCAUCUUUCCAAUGAUUGUGAUCUCCGCUCUCAACACCAUCAUAGCCAACCAGCUGAUCAUUAUGGUCAAACAGGCUCACCAGGAAAACCAAGUGUGCACCAUUGGUGGACAGCAGACGGUCCUAAGCAUGUCCAUGGAACCCAGCCGUAUCCAGUCUCUAAAGCAUGGGGUUCGAGUCCUUCGCGUGGUAGUUAUUGCGUUCGUUGUCUGCUGGCUUCCAUAUCACGUGAGGCGACUGAUGUUUUGUUAUGUCCCGGAGGAGCUUUGGACAGAUGAACUCAAUGACUUCUACCACUACUUCUACAUGCUGACCAAUGUCCUCUUCUAUGUCAGCUCCACCGUUAACCCGAUCCUUUAUAAUCUGGUGUCAGCAAACUUUCGGCAGAUCUUUGUCUCCACCCUAAGUUUUUUAUGCCCACCAUGGAGAAGGAAGAAAAAGCACCCGGGUUUUAGCAGGAAGUCCAACAGCAUCUCCAGCACCAACCACACAUUUUCCACCCAAAUCACCAGGGAGACUCCAUACUGAAAACAAAGGAAAUGUGUUAUCCAGCACUU
Messenger RNA from Nanorana parkeri, 1451 nucleotides. RefSeq names its product neurotensin receptor 1 (gene NTSR1). Gene Ontology annotation, molecular function: G protein-coupled neurotensin receptor activity. The record is from RefSeq and is a predicted model, not a curated record. Lineage: Eukaryota; Metazoa; Chordata; Amphibia; Anura; Dicroglossidae. The coding region runs from base 154 to 1422 and encodes 422 amino acids. Gene Ontology annotation, cellular component: plasma membrane. Gene Ontology annotation, biological process: neuropeptide signaling pathway. The transcript is spliced from 4 exons.